This is a messenger RNA of Bicyclus anynana (squinting bush brown), 1023 nucleotides long. Its product is annotated as cuticle protein 8-like. The record is from RefSeq and is a predicted model, not a curated record. Gene Ontology annotation, cellular component: extracellular matrix. NCBI's taxonomy places the organism in Eukaryota, Metazoa, Arthropoda, Insecta, Lepidoptera, Nymphalidae. The coding region runs from base 143 to 685 and encodes 180 amino acids. The transcript has 5 exons.
GCCACACCGCAGGCGAGACCUUAGGUCUACCUAUAGGGCAUACUAAAGCCUCUAUAUAAGCGCCAGAUAUCUUAGAAUUAGGCACAUUUCAAGCCCUAGUGCUCAGUGAACUCACGUCCCAAUCUCAGGAAUAUUUUGAAAAAUGUUCGCCAAGGCGAUCGUAGCGUGCGCUCUUCUGGUGGUAGCCCAAGGAGGACUCAUCGCGAGUCCCCACGGAGCGGUCUCAUCUCAGAGCAUAGUUCUCGGCCACCCAGCACCCAUCGCUCGCGCAAUCGCCCCCGCCUACGCCGCUCCCGCCCUAGCCGCCCCUGCUCUUGGAUAUGGACUAGGUCACGGUGCCGUCGUCUCUCACGCGCCCGUUUACCACGCUCCAGUGGCGCACGCCGUUGCCCCUGUUGAAGUAUAUUCGCACCCCCGCUACCAGUUUAACUAUGGAGUCGCUGACGGUCACACCGGCGACCAAAAGAGCCAAUGGGAAGCCCGCGACGGUGACGUCGUGAAGGGACAAUACUCCCUCGUUGAAGCUGACGGCACUGUUCGUACUGUCAACUACUCUGCCGAUGACCACAAUGGAUUCAACGCGGUUGUGAGCAGAACAGGCCACGCAGCGCACCCUGGCGCGGUAGCUCACGCGCCCGUCGCAGUCGCAGCGCCCUACGGCCACGGCGGCCUCCUCCACGGCUAAGCCCAAAUACCACUAUUUAUUACCUACCUUUACUUAGAAUAAGACAAAACGCGACAAUGAAGUAUGUUUUCUGGUAUUGACGGUGUAAGGCAUAGCGUUUCAUAAUACGUAUCCGAUUAUGAAACGACUGGGACGACGGCCCAAGACUUCGGAAUCGGUACCUCGUUUUAGGGUGCUAACUUUUGUAUUAUAAUUUCUUUGUUUUUUUUUUAGUUUGUAAGUCUUUCACCGUUUUCUUAUUUAGUUAAGACGAUACAUUUUAUGAAACGUUAAGAAAAUGCCUGCGGGGUGAGCAGUGGCUCCGGUUAUGCUUAUAUUUAAUAUAUCUUUUCUCAUAA